GCCAAAAUGUCAUUUUAUACCUCUCGUAAUCAAAACAGCAGUGAUUUUCUUGCUAUUCUUUCUUCCCAGAAGGAUUCAUCCUUGAAUGUCCCCUCUCACAGUAGCCGGCUUAAGCUUCCUUUGAAGUCAGAGAUGUCAGAAAGUGAAAAUGAUGAUCCAUUAUCAAGAUCUGCACAUAAGGUCAAAAGCAUAAACUGCACUUAUGUUAUUUCUGCCUGUAAAAAACCAGGAGAUCUACCUCUGACCCCUAAGCCUGAAGAUAGAUUGACACUUCAGAGAAGAGUUACAAGGAGCAAAGAGUCGUCUUUGCUUAGUAGUGUGUUGGGAGAUGUGACUGAAAAACCAGCUGAAAAACGUUUCACGUUACAACGUCGUGGGAAAACAGAUUCCUUGGAAAAGUGGAAAACACAGAAAAGGGGAGGUGAAUUAGAAGGUGACUGUGCUUCACAGGAAACUAGGAGCAGCAUAAAAAUUGUAAAUCCUGAUAAAAACUCUUUUGCCUCCUCUUCUGCACCUUUAACUGAAGACUCAAAAAACAUUGAAAUGAUGACUGUUGAAAAAUGCAAAGAAACCUUUUCUUCUUCUAGUGAUGGAAACGUUGCUCUUAAGUAUUUAAGUAAUAAGGCACCACUUGAUUCUCAGAGUCAUACUGAAGUUAAGUCAGGACACUCAAUGACAAAACCUAUUCAGAGCAAGUUGGAUAUUCAAGUGUCUGCAACAGAAAACUUACAGCACAGAAGUGUUGGAAGGGAUUUUGUGAGAAAUUCAGCUCUUAAAUUGGGAACCCUAGAAAAAGCAAGAACACCCACAAAAUAUGAACACAGAUUUACCCCAAAGAGCAGUGUGUCUCAGCUUAAGAGUCCAGCUGCAUCAAUACUAAAAAAUCGGAUGCCUAGCCCUCAAGUUAAACAAAGGCCAAAAAGCUCCCUGCUUGUGAAUAAAAAUGAAAGGUCAUGUGAAAAUACACUCCCUCCUGAAGAAGAAACCACAAUGCAGAACGCCUCGACAGAAGCAGAUCCCUUAAAAGUAGAGAAUAGUCAAGUGACAGUAGCUGUUCGUGUGAGGCCUUUCAGCAAGAGAGAGAAGAUUGACAAAGCUUCCCAAGUGGUCUUCCUGAAUGGGGAGGAAAUAAUCGUGCAACAUCCUGACAUGAAACAAGUUUAUAGUUUUAUUUAUGAUGUUUCCUUCUGGUCUUUUGAUGAAUGUCAUCCAAACUAUGCUAGCCAGACAACUGUUUAUGAGACUUUAGCACUACCCCUCCUGGAAAGAGCCUUUGAGGGCUACAAUACCUGUCUUUUUGCUUAUGGUCAGACUGGCUCUGGAAAAUCAUAUACGAUGAUGGGGUUUAGUGAAGAACCAGGAAUAAUCCCACGAUUUUGUGAAGAUCUUUUUGCACAAGUAGCCAAAAAACAAACUGAAGAGGUCAGCUAUCAUCUUGAAAUGAGCUUCUUUGAAGUAUAUAAUGAGAAAAUUCAUGACCUUCUGGCUUGUAAAGGUGAAAAUGGACAGAGUAAACAGCCUCUGAGAGUAAGGGAGCAUCCGAUCUCUGGACCCUAUGUGGAAGCACUGUCAAUGAAUGUUGUCAAUUCUUACUCUGAUAUCCAGAGUUGGCUAGAAUUGGGAAAUAAGCAAAGAGCAACUGCUGCUACUGGCAUGAACGAUAAAAGCUCCCGCUCACAUUCGGUUCUUACCCUGGUGAUGACCCAGACCAAGACGGAAGUUGUGGAAGGGGAAGAACACGACCACAGAAUCACCAGCCGCAUAAACCUGAUAGAUCUGGCGGGCAGUGAACGCUGCGCCACCGCUCACACCAGUGGAGAUCGCCUGAAGGAAGGUGUGAGUAUUAAUAAGUCCCUGCUCACUCUAGGAAAGGUUAUAUCCGCCCUUUCUGAACAAGCGCACCAAAAGAGAGUUUUCAUUCCUUAUCGUGAAUCUGUUCUUACAUGGUUGCUAAAAGAAAGUCUCGGUGGAAAUUCAAAAACUGCAAUGAUUGCUACAAUCAGUCCUGCUGCCAGCAGUAUAGAUGAAACAUUAAGCACACUUCGAUAUGCUAACCAAGCCCGUCUGAUAGUCAACAUUGCCAAAGUAAAUGAAGAUAUGAAUGCUAAGUUAAUCAGAGAAUUGAAAGCAGAAAUUGAAAAGCUAAAAGCUGCUCAAAGAAACAAUCGGAAUAUUGACCCUGAACGAUACAGGCUGUGUCAACAAGAAAUAACAUCUUUAAGAAUGAAACUACAUCAGCAAGAAAGAGACAUGGCAGAAAUGCAAAGAGCGUGGAAAGAAAAGUUUGAACAAGCUGAAAAAAGAAAACUUCAAGAAACAAAAGAAUUACAGAAAGCAGGGAUCACAUUUCAAAUGGACAACCAUCUUCCCAACCUUGUCAAUCUUAAUGAGGAUCCUCAGCUGUCAGAGAUGUUGCUGUACAUGAUAAAAGAAGGAAGAACCACAGUUGGAAAGUAUAAACCCAACUCUAGCCAUGAUAUUCAGUUAUCUGGAGUGCUGAUUGCUGAUGAUCAUUGUACUAUCAACAAUUUUGAUGGGACAGUGAGUGUUAACCCAGUUAGAGAAGCAAAGACUUAUGUAAAUGGAAAACUUAUCUUGGAACCCACCGUAUUACAUCAUGGUGACCGGGUGAUUCUUGGAGGAGAUCAUUAUUUUAGAUUCAAUCAUCCAGUGGAAGUCCAGAAAGGCAAGAGACCAUCCUGUCGAGAUACUUUUAUAAGUGAGGGUCCAAAAGACUUUGAAUAUGCAAAGAAUGAGUUGCUCAUGGCACAGAGAUCACAACUUGAAGCAGAAAUAGAAGAAGCACGGUUGAAAGCAAAGGAAGAAAUGAUGCAAGGGAUCCAAAUUGCAAAAGAAAUGGCACAGCAAGAGCUUUCAUCUCAGAAAUAUGCAUAUGAAAGCAAAAUAAAAGCACUGGAAGCAGAAUUGGAAGAAGAAUGCCAAAGGAAGAAAAUGCAGGAAAUAAAUAACCAAAAGGCUAAUCACAAAAUCGAGGAAUUAGAAAAAGCAAAACAGCACCUGGAACAGGAAAUAUAUGUGAACAAAAAGCGAUUAGAGAUGGAGACUUUAGCUACAAAACAGGCCUUGGAAGAUCACAGCAUCCGUCAUGCAAGAAUUUUAGAAGCUUUAGAAGCUGAAAAGCAAAAAAUUGCUAAAGAAGUACAGAUUUUAGAGCAAAAUCGGAAUAAUAGGAAUAAAACAUUUACAGUUCAGCCAAAUUGGAGCUCCAUGAAACUCUCAGUGAUGAUUCAGGAAGCCAAUGCCAUCAGCAACAAAUUAAGAAAAUACUUUGUUUUUGGCAGGCAUGACAUAGCAGAUAAAGGAAGUCCUGAAACUUCCGUUCAAGUUCAAGUUCGUAACCUACAACUAGGGAUUUCAACGUUGUGGAGUCUGGAGAAGUUUGAGUCUAAGCUUGCAGCAAUGAAAGAACUUUAUGAGAGUAAUAGUAACAAGGGUGAAGAUAUCUUUUGUGAUCCUGAAGAUGAAUGGGAACCUGACAUUACAACUGCUCCAGUUUCUUCUUUUUCUAAGAGGAGAAGCAGAAGUCUGAUGAAGAAUAGAAGAAUUUCUGGUUGUUUACAAGACAUACAGGUCCAUCCAGUUCCGAUUUUGAAUUCAUCACAUUCAUCAGGCUUAAUAGAAAAAUCAAGUACACUUUACUCAAAUUCAGCAGAGUCAUUUCUACUUGGAAUUUGCAAAGAAUCGAUUGGCUCAUCAUUAGAUUUUCUUGGCCAGAGUUAUGAUGAAGACAAAUCUAUGGCAGACAGUCUAAUUAGUAACUUCCUCAAAAUAUGUAAUGGCGUCCUUGCCAUUUCCAAAGCUCAUGAAGAACAAGAUGAAGAAAGCCAUGAUAACUUGUUCUCUUCUGAUCGAGCAGCACAGUCACUUACUAUCCAGACAGCCUGUGCUUUUGAGCAGCUUGUGGUGCUAACCAGACACUGGCUGAAUGAUUUCCUACAUGGCACGAGCACAGCAAGACCUGAGGAUGAACUGAAACAAGAAAUUAAGAAACUGGGUGGCUACUUACAGCUGUUUUUACAGGGAUGUUGUUCAGAUAUUUCAUCAAUGGUAAAAGAGGCUCAAAAGAAAGUGCUUCAAGUUGUACGGCAGGCUGUAAAGUAUGUGGGACAGCUAGCAGUUUUGAAAGGGAACAAGAUCCAUUUUCUGGACAACAUUCCCAGCCAGGCUGUCAGUCUCCAGGAUGAAAUUACAGAUGCAAUUUACGAGGGUGUUGACUUGGGAAUGAAGAGUCUCUUGGAUUCUGGACUGGAAGAAACAAAAGCCCUUCAGCAUGAACUCUCCAGGCAGUGUGCAGAAAAUGAGGUUACCAAACAGAUGAAAGCUGAUGCCAUGGGAUUGACUAAAUCUCUUGAAAAUGUCUUUACUGAAUGGACAGUGAAAAGUUUCCGAAUUCAAGGACGACAAGAAAACCCUGGAUAUCAAGAUCUGAAGAAGGUGCUUGAUCUUGUCCCAGAAUUCUUGAAGUUAAAACAUUGCCUAGAACAAACUGUUCAAAUGACUAUUUCUGCCUUGAGAGGAUCCCACAGUGACGUAAACCUGCUCAAGAGUUGUGUUGAAAGUAUUUGCAGCGUGGUCAGUGAUUUUCAGAAUUACUUCAGUUUACACUCUACUUCUGUCAACAGCAAGGGGAAGCGAAUACCUCCAGUUGACUCCAGGGAGAUAGAAUCUCUCACCACGUCGCUCCUCUUAGGUUUUGAAUCAGAAGAUAGACUAAAUUUGUUGAAACCCCAGGCAACUUAUAAUCAAAGUACUGGAGAAGAACAGCUUAAAUCAAGUAGGACUGAAGCCAGUAGGGAAAAAGGUGUACCAAAGCGAGUCUUUGAACUUGCUGAACUGCACCAUCUUCAAGCACCUGGAAAUAAGGCACAUGGAUCUUAA
This is a messenger RNA of Elephantulus edwardii (Cape elephant shrew), 4899 nucleotides long. It is a transcript of the gene KIF14, whose product is annotated as kinesin family member 14. Gene Ontology annotation, biological process: microtubule-based movement; regulation of protein localization. The record is from RefSeq and is a predicted model, not a curated record. Gene Ontology annotation, cellular component: adherens junction. NCBI's taxonomy places the organism in Eukaryota, Metazoa, Chordata, Mammalia, Macroscelidea, Macroscelididae. Gene Ontology annotation, molecular function: cell adhesion molecule binding; microtubule motor activity; microtubule binding. The transcript has 29 exons. Bases 7 to 4899 code for a protein of 1630 amino acids.